CAUCAACUACUUGUCUUUCCUUGUAUAGUUUGUCUUAACGUACAAGAUAAUUUGAAGGGUAGACGUAGACGUUGGAUACUUCUUUGGUAGGCUCUUAAGAAUCUUAGGUGUAUCUCUUUAGUUUGAAGGUUAGAUUCAGAAUCUCUGUAGAUUCAUUUUGGUGUGAUCGUUGUGUUGUAUAUAAAGUUCCAAGUGAUUUAGCUGGUGAAGUUGUGGUAUGAAUAUGAAGAAACAGAUUAUGGAUGAGUCUGAGAAGUCAUUGAUGCCGCCUCCUCCUCCACCGCUUCCUCCAUCUCCGGGAUAUGGAUUUAGAAAGAUCCAUGGAGACAGCAUAACCAAUAAACAGAUCAAGAAGUUCUGGAGACAAAAGCAGAUUAUUGAAGAGGAUCAUCUAUAUUCUGCUAUUAAGGCUGCAGCUCGUGUCAGAGCUCGUAAUCUCUCUGAUGAGGAUUACAAACGCUUUGAAGAAAGCUUGGACAUGGAGGACCUGAAAACUGAAGAUCAUCAGGGAUUGAAAGACUGGUGGACAAAGAGCAAAUACGCAUACUUGAACCAGCCCGCUCUUGGAUAUGCAGAUUCACUGAAGAGAAAGAGGUUUUCAACAUAUACACCAAACUGUUUCUCGUUCAAGCCUUGCAAUCCACUCUACGCAACUUCGCUCAAUGUCUUUUGAACCAUGAGCAGCAAACUCUGCAAGAUCAAUUGUCUUGCAUAUAUGUAUAUAUACGUUCGUGUGUGUGUCUCUGUACAUUCAUGUGUUAAUGCUUCUAUGUUAAUGGAUCUGGACUUUGGUGUGGUUUUUGAUUUGUAACUGUUGAAUAAAAUGUUUCUAUGGGACAUUAAUUUCUUCUUGUUCCAUAUUGUGUA
Messenger RNA from Arabidopsis lyrata subsp. lyrata, 867 nucleotides. RefSeq lists its product as uncharacterized. The transcript is spliced from 3 exons. Lineage: Eukaryota; Viridiplantae; Streptophyta; Magnoliopsida; Brassicales; Brassicaceae. The record is from RefSeq and is a predicted model, not a curated record. The coding region runs from base 218 to 673 and encodes 151 amino acids.